Messenger RNA from Galdieria sulphuraria, 1589 nucleotides. RefSeq lists its product as uncharacterized. The record is from RefSeq and is a predicted model, not a curated record. Bases 29 to 1561 code for a protein of 510 amino acids. The transcript has 7 exons. NCBI's taxonomy places the organism in Eukaryota, Rhodophyta, Bangiophyceae, Galdieriales, Galdieriaceae.
ACUCUUUGUGAAUUGGCCCCUCAUUCAAAUGAGUCUUUGUGGGUUGACGUGCCUGGUCUUCUUCAAGUGGUUGAUAGUUCUCUUAACUGUGUUUUUGUUUUCAGGAAUCCAAGUUGCCCAUUCCAAUGAACUGAUAAAUAGUGAAGAAUCUGCCUUUGAUAGCUUUUCGACAUCGAAAAUAAUAAAUAUGGAUAUGAGCAGUCCACAGAUUAUUCGUCAGUUGCAAAGAGAAAGAAAGGAACUACUACACAAACUCGAUAAACAACGCUCGAAUUUACAAUUGAUAAAGAUGGAAAGAUCUUUUGACAUACAAAGGAAGCACGAAAAAGAAGCUGAAGAGUCCUAUCUUUUGGAUUUGGAAACGGAAUUGGAUAAGAGAAUUGCAGAGCUACAACCUAUAAUCGAUACUCUUUUUCAAAGGAGAAAGAAACUGGAAGAGAAUGUUGAGAUUUUGUCCAAAGAAGUGCGUUUUCUUCAACAAACUACAGGUCAAUAUUCUUCUGAAUUGAAUCAGUGGUUUGACUAUCAAGUAGAAACCUUGAAUCCUACUGCUCAGAAGCUUGUGAAGAAAUCUCGAGAUAUGGCAAGAAAGACUUGGCAGAAUCUGCUUAGUGCCGUCGAUGCCAACAAGAUAUUGACGGAUCAUGUUGCUUCUGAGUUUGACAGAUACUUUCAUGUGCGUGAAAAAUCAAUGGAAACCGGAGUGUUGUUUUAUCUACUCAUUUUGAUACCAAUCAUUUGUUUUGUUCGAUUCUUACUUCAUUUUACACAAAUGGCUAAAUCUCAGAUUUCCUGCAAAACUCUCAUCUUAUGCAUUUCUAGUUAUCAGAUAUCUACUUGUAUCAUGUUUUAUUUGUUUUCUUUGGUAUCUGGAAUGGAUCCACUUGUUUUAAUACAGCGCCAUUAUGAAAAUGUUCUUGGCAUUUUUGUGAUGACUACGAUGAUGUCUCUACUAGUGCUUGGAGGUUGUUUUUGUAUUCUUUACUGGAGACAACGUUAUCAGAAUGCUUUGUCUUCCUUAUUUGGAAUUGGAUCCAUUAUGUUUCAUUUUUAUGGGUGUAUACUGAAACCAGCCUUGAUGGAUGAUCCUUUGGCAGCUAUUGGGAGUAUCUAUCUUAUUUAUUGUUCAAUUUUGUACUUUAUUACAGUAGAUUUUCUACCCUUGGCAAGUUGGAAUUUUCAUCAAAACUUUCAAAAGUGGUUUGUAGUCACUAAGAUCCGUCCCAAAAAACUGUACUGUGCAAUUUGUGAGAAUCGCAAAUACUUCUGGUCUCAAUUUGGUUGUAUCUCAAGUCAAAAGCUAUUGAAUGACGUCAUCAAAAUUCAUUGGAGAAUACGAGAUAAGGUUUAUAAAUGUUCCAUUGAAAUCGGACGCUUAUUGACGAAAUUGAACAAAUUCAUAACAAAAAAACGCAAGUCCGUUACUUAUAGUCUAUUCUGCAGUCAGUCACCGAAACUUAUGGCAAUAGCGACUUCAUCACCAAACUCUAUUUCUACUUGCAAAUAUACUCAUUAUGAACGCAGUCUAUUAUUGAGGCGAGAAAACUCAUCCAACAGGUGAGUCUCGUUCAUUUUGGUUUUCUAUUCCA